This is a messenger RNA of Homalodisca vitripennis (glassy-winged sharpshooter), 9380 nucleotides long. Its product is annotated as diacylglycerol kinase eta. Gene Ontology annotation, biological process: intracellular signal transduction; lipid phosphorylation; diacylglycerol metabolic process. The record is from RefSeq and is a predicted model, not a curated record. Gene Ontology annotation, molecular function: ATP-dependent diacylglycerol kinase activity; protein binding. Bases 308 to 4687 code for a protein of 1459 amino acids. The transcript is spliced from 27 exons. Lineage: Eukaryota; Metazoa; Arthropoda; Insecta; Hemiptera; Cicadellidae.
UGUUCCAGGAUGUUAGUAUCAAAACAAACAUGGCUCGUGCUGGAAUGUCGAUAAUUCGUGUUCCAGUAGGUUUAGCUGAGAAGAAGUAUUUAAUACGUAAUGACCAGCUUAGAACAAGUAUUGGAGAAUGGUGUAAAUGCCCAAGCAAUUAUCAAUGAUUUAUACGAAUCUUUAGAGUUAAAAAGUGUACAAAGUAAAAUGACCCAGUUAAACUAUGCUUAUUAAAAUAAUUUCUAGGCAGGUUCAUAGUAAAUCCUGACCCGAUUUGAAAAUAUUGUGUAUAAAAUCAACUUUAUUGUGUCUCAAGAUGAAACAACAGAAAAAGAAACCUUACCCAGAAAAGCAAUUAGCCCACUCAAUGGAGGAAUAUCUCACAGCCCUCAAAUCUGCUGCUGCAACUCGAGAGUACUAUCAGCAAAUAGCUUCUGAUGCCCAUGACUUACUGUGUGGCAAACAUAGUUGGGUGGCCACCUCCCACGCACGACCAACCUACUGCAACGUCUGUAGAGAAGCUCUUUCGGGGGUAACAUCACAUGGCUACAGCUGUGUCGUCUGCAAGUGGAAAGUCCAUAAACGGUGUUCCACCAAGGCGAUCAGCAACUGUAAGUGGACCACACUAGCCAGCAUCGGAAAAGAUAUCAUAGAGGAUAAAGAUGGGAACAUCUCAAUGCCCCACCAGUGGAUGGAAGGAAACCUCCCAGUGUCCGCAAAGUGUGCUGUUUGUGAUAAAACUUGCGGCUCUGUACUCAGGUUACAGGACUGGAGGUGCUUAUGGUGCAGAGCUACAGUACACACAGCAUGUCGACCGAACCAUCCAGAAGUCUGUCCCCUUGGCCCUAGCCGGGUCAGUGUGGUGCCUCCCACUGCAUUACACAGCAUAGGAAGCGACGAAGCAUGGGAGGCGAUACGGCCUCAAGACUGUUCCCCUCUCCUGGUCUUUGUCAACUCCAAAUCUGGAGACAACCAAGGUGUCAAGUUCCUUCGUAGGUUCAAACAGCUGCUCAAUCCGGCACAAGUGUUCGACCUUAUAGCCACUGGUCCCAGUCUUGGGUUACGUUUAUUUCGCCACUUCGACCCUUUUCGAAUCCUAGUUUGUAGUGGAGAUGGUUCAGUUGGCUGGGUUCUCUCAGAAAUUGAUCGACUUCACAUGCAGACACAGUGCCAGGUGGGAGUGUUGCCGCUAGGCACCGGAAAUGACCUGGCCAGGGUGCUAGGGUGGGGAGCCUCUUGUGACGAUGACACGCACAUUCCGCAGCUACUAGACCGCUAUGAGAAAGCCAGUGCAAAGAUUCUUGAUAGAUGGAGUAUAAUGACAUUUGAGCGUAGUAUUCCCAUGGGAUCCUCCACUAAGCUGACCCUGAGUAGUGGACUGGAGGGAGAAGGUGUUAACAGUAUGGCAGCAUAUGAAGACUCCGUGGUGGCGCAUUUAGCAAAGAUCCUUCAGUCCGACGAACAUUCCAUCAUCAUCUCUUCAGCCAAAGUCCUCUGUGAGACUGUGAAGGAUUUCUCCAUGCGAGCUGCAGACCUCAGCCUGGGCCAGGGUGACAAAGAAUUCAGUGACAAAUGUCAGGUACUCAAGAACAAGCUCGACUUGCUUCUUGAGUCACUACAGGAUGAGGAGCAAACCCUAAAACCCCCGGAAGAAGAAAAAGGUUCAGAAGAGCAGAAGGAAAAAGAGGAUGAACAAGAAAAGAAGCCAAUACGAAAGGAACAGUUGAUGUUGCGAGCUAACAGUUUGAAGCGUGCGGUGCGCCAGCUGGUAGAGCAUACAGAGAAGCUGGUUGAUGACCAGAACAAGCAGCAAAGUAUGGUCACUGGACCAACCUCUAUCGUCAAAAUGGACACACUUAAGGUAAUGGAUUCUCCAAUGGGAGAUCAAGUGGUCGGCUUGUGUCGUUUGCCAUCACCUCUCCCUGACUUGCGCCGUGACUCUGCGUGUGAUGAGUUCACUCUCGUGUCACUCCCUGUCCCGACUGAGUUUGCGGACACGAGGCGUAACUCCAGCGCAGAUGGCUCAUCAGGCACUCACGAAAUAGAAGAGCGGAGAGUAUCACUUUCUCGUCAGAUCUCAAUAGAAGUAGCUGUGGAAUUAAGAUCGCCUUCUGAAAAUGCUGAUGAGAAUGUACCUGAUCCAUCAAAAUGUUUCAAAAGAAUAACCACACCAGAAAUAUCAUUGGAUAAUGAAGAUGGAGAUAUACCUUGCAUUCCCCCUGAAGUGGAAGUCAGUGAACGUAAGGAUGAUGGAAUCUUAGCAGGUUUCAAAAUGUCAGAGGAUAUUUCUAACAUUUGCCAUAUUGAUUCCUCUGAAACAUCUGAUGACAGCCCUGAUGGUCCUCAACAGAAAGAAGCGGAAAGAAAAAGAUCUCUGUCUGAAGAUCGAGCUUUUGUAAAGUCCCGGCGAUAUGGACGUCCUUCAAUCUGUGAUAGGAGACAAGAAGACUUAACUGAGAAUGAUGCAACGAAUUUGAUAUCCACAUCACCAGAAGACGAUGAAGAUGAUGAUGGAUUUGCUGAUGAAUUGAGUUUAAGAGCUAAGGAAUCAAAAAGGUGUAGUAUUGCUCAUUUUGUGGAGGGCUUUGAUAUUGCAAGGCGUUCUAUCAAAUGUAGACAUCGAAAUAUUGAUGCAAAUUUAGAUGCUGAACCAGAACUGACAACGAUUAAAGACACUAACAAAUUUUUAGAUGUGCCUAUCAUUCACAUUCAAACAUCUGAUGAUGAUAUCAGUAAAGAAGAAACGAAAAAAAAUCAAUUAUUAGAUGUUAUCAACAUAAGAAUAAAUGGCUCAAAUAGCAACCUGUCCUCAGCAUCAGAUGUCCCCAUAAUGUACCUUGGAGAUAAUCUUUCUGACAAAGAGCAUCGCAAGAGUUUGGCUCCAUCAGAAACUGAUGAUGAGGAAUUGGUGAGGUAUCAUCAAAUGGAUAGUGAGGAUUCUUCAAGAAUAUGUGAGGGGCCGACCGUAGUAGUUGAUCCCCCAUCUCCCCCUACAAUCGACAUUGAACAACCAGAUGAAGACAGUGAUUAUCUUAGACGGCCUAGCUUUGAAUUUUGCAGAAAAUUGUCAGCGGCGUCACCGUCGUGCUCACUGCUACAGUGCUCCCCCGCCCCGUCUCGCCGCAUCUCCACUGCCUCCUUGCUGCGCUCUGAUUCAACUGACCAGCCUUCCCCAUCGUCCGACUCCAGCAGACCCAUUGCUAGGGAGAAACGGCUGCCUAUCAUCAACCCUCUGGUCCGUCUGCCCAUGUGGCCCAAUGUAACAGGUGGGGCUGGCCUCAUCAGUCAGGCAUUGCUGGCCAAUGCCGACGCAUUGUGUGCUGCUGCUGUGCCUCUCAUGGAUUUAGAUGAAACUCUCAUGGAGGGGUUCUUUGAGCGGUGUGUGAUGAACAACUAUUUUGGUAUUGGCAUUGAUGCGAAGAUCUCACUAGACUUCCACCACAAGCGAGAAGAACAUCCUGAAAAGUGCAGGUCUCGAGCGCGAAACUACAUGUGGUACGGAGUGCUGGGUAGCAAAGAAUGGCUUCAGAAAACUUACAAGAACUUGGAGCAGAGAGUGCAACUAGAAUGUGAUGGUCAGAGGAUACCCCUGCCCUCCCUACAAGGCAUUGUUAUUCUCAACAUCCCAAGCUUCAUGGGUGGGACCAACUUCUGGGGUGGCACCAAGGAGGAUGACAUCUUCCUCGCACCCAGUGUGGACGACAAGAUCCUGGAGGUGGUGGCUGUGUUUGGCUCUGUGCAAAUGGCGGCAUCACGGCUCAUCAAUUUGCAGCAUCAUCGGAUAGCUCAGUGUCAGACAGUACAGAUUAAUAUCCUAGGUGAUGAGGGAGUGCCUAUACAAGUAGACGGGGAAGCUUGGAUCCAACCACCGGGAAUGAUUCGAAUUAUUCAUAAAAACAGAAUGAAAAUGCUUUGCCGUAACCGGGCUCUGGAAGAGUCUCUGCGAGCUUGGCAGAAACAAAGACAACAUCAGCUCCAGCCCCGACGUAACACCAUCAAAGAUCUAAGCUUCGGAGAGGAGGAAGGUCUGCUACUACUGGCCUUUACUGAAGCUGUAUCUUCACUCAUCAAGUUCAUCAAGAGCCUAACAGUGCGUUAUCCCCUGUUGAGAGCAGACAUCGACGAUCUGGUCGUUAAUUGUGCCGAGAAUCUGGAGAAAGUGUACCAAGAUGGGAAACUGUCUCAGGGAGUGGAGUUGAGGCCUUUAGUCACGGAGCUGGUCUCCAGUGCCCGAGAACUCCAUGAUGAGGCUUGUGUUCUGUUGCGGGACAAAGGACAAGAUAUUAGAGAAGACCUGGCAAACCAGCUGGGACUGGUGUUGACAGGAAUGGAGGCGGAGUUCCGCCGCUGUUGUGUUACCAUCUCUCAGGAAUCAGGGCUUUCUUAUAUCUGCUUUCAACAGCCUCCGCCAGAUGAACAGGAACGGAAGGGUCGUAGUGGACGAGGUCUAUUCUGGAAACUGCGUAGAGAAAAGGCACGCGGUGCAGGGAGGGAGGUGGCAGGUUGGGGAGUGGUGGAAGUAUGUGCCUGGCUGGAAUCACUACAACUGUCCGAGUACGCAGACGCUUUCCAGGGUCAUGACAUCCGCGGCCGAGAGCUUCUCACUCUGACCAGGCGAGAUCUCAAAGACUUGGGAAUCACCAAAGUUGGACAUGUCAAACGCAUUCUCCAAGCAAUCAAGGAACUCAAUAUGUGAUCUCGGAGUGUCUAGGCCGAUUCUCUCGGGUCUUCACGUCUUUAUUUUAGUCAACGACAAUUUCCUUUAUUUUCUUUAUCUUUAAGUUAAGAUCUUCUUCCACUAUUACUAAAAGACAACUCAUGAACUAGACUGCAGGUUUUUACAGUAUUUAUAUACUCAAAUGAAUCUCAUACGUUGGUUUUAAAUUAUUUAGCCACAUUAUUUUUGUUAUAAGCUAAUGAAAUCUCUUGUUUUUUUACUGUUAUUGUAAAUUAAGUUUGCAAUACAAGAUGCUUAGUAAUUUAUAGAAUAGAGUUGUAUUUUUUCAUAUGAAUUGUUUUUUCAGUUUAUGUUUUUAAUGUUUCACAAAAAUUAUUAUUAAAUUAAACAAAGUGUUGGGUUUCCAUCUGUUUUAAAUUUUAAGUAUAUUUUAUUUCUUUUAUUGAUUGCUGUAUUCAUACUAUGUAUCCACAUUUGAGUUUUCUCUUAUCCAAAACCAAAUUGAAUUUAUAAAUUUAAUUAAAAUAUUGAUUUUACAUUCUGAAAUUUGUAAAGUGAAACCAUAAUACAUUAUCAGUAAUCCUUAUUCAAAUUGUAUUCAUCAAAAAACAUAAUUUUUGUGGUAACAUUAUAACCGUUCAUAUGAAGUAUUCAGCAAACAAAAUCUGCCAUCAGUUACACUUUAAGAAGGGAGUGGUAUGAAUAUAACUUUUUAAGCACCGUCUAUGUUUUCAGAAUUAAGGAGAUGGUAGUUUUAACAAUUUAUAAACCAAAAUGUUUGUUAGUGUUGCUUUGUGUUUGACUGUUGGAACAGUUUGAAUCGUAGAAGGAUGCUAUGAGGAUUGUUACUACAUUGUAGAAGGCCGGACGAAUAAAUGCAGAACUGCACAUAUCAGAACUGUAAAACUAAAUUUGUCGUAUUUUUGUUUCUGUUUCAAUACACUGGAUUUUAUCUCUGUUAGAUUAUUGAAUGUUUGUAUUAUUAAUGUAAAUGAGACUGUUACGUAUAUAUUGUUAUUAGUUAUAAUUCCUGUUUACUUCACUGGCAACCAAAAAUCCAAAUUGAGUUUCUGAACUGGUAUGUCCUUGAUCAGUAUUAAUUUAAUAUGUUUUUUUGAUAAGUUUGUAAGUGCUAUUUUAUUCCUUUUUAUGGUUAACAUCUUCUUACACCAAACCACAGUUGUAGCCAACUGCAUACAGAAUGUAUAUUAUAAUUCAGAACGAGUGAAUAGGAAUAAAUUUCUAUUGGUUUUGGUAUGUUUAAUGAAUAAAGACUAUUAUUUUAAUUUUUAAAAUCAAUUUAUAUUCAAAGGCUAUGAUAAAUUUGACAUCAACAUUUAUUUUUAAAAGCUGAUAUGCUAUGUUUAAAAGUUUAAAAGUUUCUAUGUUUAAUUAUACAUUAUAAUGAUGAAAUGGUUACAAUCAUAGUUGUGCUCUGGGUGUGUUGGGAUAUGCAAAUAGUUCAAAAUUUGAACUUUUCAUUCAAUUUUUAGUAUUCAAUUCAAACUUGAGUCUCUAAAAAAAUUUAACUUAUAGCAUUUCAAUAAUGUAAAACACAGUAAAUUACUAAAUUAAGUCCCAAUUUUAUAAACCAAUCUACUUUGCAUAUUUUUUUGCGUAUAGAAUUAUUAUAAUUUUUCUCUCAAGUUGUAAUAAAAACCCAUAUUGUGUUUAGUUUUUUCUGUAAUCGCUCGCAUUGGCUUUAAAAAUGCCCAUGAAACAGCCACUUCUCAGUAGAAGUCCUGCAUCCACUCUUGACCAUCCAUGUGGCUAUCAUUUAACUCCUUAUUGUCAGACCAUUGUUGAUUGUUUUGUAAUAGUUUAUUUAAAAUUACUAUAUAUAUAUAUAUAUAUAUAUAUAUAUGUUAUACAUGUAUGCAUAUAAAACACAUACAUAAAAUUCAUAUAUUAUAUAUAUAUAUAUAUAUAUAUAUAUAUAUAUAUAUACAUACAUAAAAUUGUAUGGAAUGCUUUAGUUUGAUCUAUGAGCAUUAAUCAUUAAUCAAUCCUCAUUACCUGUGUGUCAAAUUGGAAGUGUUAUUUUGUUUGGUUUUAGUCUGCCUAAUUAUAGACCUGUUAUGGUUGGAUUGAUCAAGUAGUCUUACAGAAUUAAUUACUUUGCCCUAAUGAUUUAUUUAUAUCAGAAACUUAAUUAAGAGAGCUCUUUGUCUUGAGGAUUACUGCCUAACUUUGAGGAUAUAAAGGGUGUCUCACGAGUAACCCGACAAACUUCUCAGGUGGUUUCCUCUCAUCAAAGUAAUGUUCAUAUAAACAUAUGUCCGGAAACGCUUUGUUAACGAGAUAUAGCUAGUGAAAGAUUUCACCCGAUUUUCUAGGAAAGGGCGGAAAUAAAGCGAAACUGAUGUUUUUAUGGCAUAAAAAUAGUUGUUACAUUUAUUGGAUUUUAUGUAAAAUAAAUUGAACAAAAUAAGUCCCAGACCUGUAAGACCACUCAUUUCUGAAAUAUCAGACAAUAUAUGCAAAAUUCGGUCUCGAAAAACAUGCUUUUUUUAGAUUUGAAGUACAUUAACUUCAUUAAAUGGGUAAUAAACAUGCAAACUUUUGAACCAAAACUUUUAGAGAAUUUAAUUCCGAAGAGAAUAAUGUCAAAUAGGUUAAUAAUGCACAAAAACAAAAUUUUAAAAUUAAAGCUUAAUUAAAUCAACCCAUACAAAAAAUAUGACAAAAAUAAAAUAUUUUGUAAACCAUACAUUUCCCUCGUUCUUAAUUAUAAUGUUUUAUAAAAUAUUUUAUAGUAAUACUUUUUUUAUUUUACUAAGUUGUAUGUACAGUGGUUUCCAAAAAUCCCCUUUUAUUAAGUUAUAAUGUAUAGAACCCCCUGCAGUAACAAGUAUUUACAGUGUAAGGUUUCAAUAGUUUAUGAUUAGUUAGAUACAAAAUAUUUUUGUUUGUAGCUAGCGAAAACUUAAGUUCUCAUUCCUUUUAAAAGCACAUCUCAGGUCUCCAACUAAAUAACUAGAAGUGGAUUUUAUCAGCCCAGGUCAAUAAAAUCAAACUCAUUUAUUACGAAGACAUGGCAUAUACCAUGAUUUCUGAUUACCAUUUGUUUAUUGUUACAACCAGUGAUGUAUUCAGGAAAACAAACUGUCUGAUAAAAAUAAUAAACUCAAAUCCCAAUCGUUAAGCUCCUGUCUGACUUAUUCAGUAUGCUAAUUUGUUAACUUAAAAUUUAAGAUUCAGGAAUCAACAUAGUCAUCACAUAAUAUCAAACUAAACAUGAACACACUUAUGGACUUCUUUUUACAAAAAUCUUUUAUUUUGGUGAUAAAAUUUAGUAGAUGUUUGUUUGUUUAGUCUGAAAAUUUACUUAAUCCCCAAGAAUUGUUUUAUAAAAAACAAGCCAUUAAUGUUUCUUGAUUGCAAAUAAUUGUCUUAGAUUUUGCACGUAAAAAGUCUAAGAUAGAAAACAUGUAAGAACAAAUUUUAAUUUAUAAAUUGUUUAUAACUGGAACUAGUAAUAUGCAUUGCUAAGCAAUAUAUAUUCAAGUUAAAAUUUUUCUCAUUUUCUUACAAAUUAUUUUUUUGUGUCAUUUAACCAAAGCAAAUUUACUGUCAAGUUUAGUUCAUUGCCUUCUCAGCAAAUUUUUGCUGACUCCAAUGGGUGGAAACCACUGUGUACUCUAUAGAUAUAACUAUUUCGAUCUCAGUUGUCAUUUAGGGUACCUAUAGUAAUGUAAUUUGUCUGCCACCUAGUAUUGGUGCAUCUUUUUCAGAUUUGUUCUUGUUGGAACUUUAUUAUAAUUUUAUGUUAAGAGCAUUUAUUUUGUUUAACACACUAUAACUUUUACAAAAAGAACCGUAAUAUUAAUUAUAGUUGAAUAUAAAUUUUAAUUGGUGCUUAUUUAAAUUGUUUAAGAUAAUUCCCAAUGUCUCUACAUUUAAUCCGAAUCUGUUACAACAUUUUUGUAUAUAUCAUUCAAAAAUGUUGGUUUUUAUUCAAGACUUAUAGGCCUAGUAUUAAAUGUUUAUUUUAUAAUGUUUUAAUUAAUUAAUAGAUAUUACAAUAAUUGUACUACUUUAAGGUUAAUAUAUUUUAGUAACUGUAAUAAUAAUGGAACGUUGGUCUAGCCAAAUUUCACUUUGUUUGAAGAUUUACAGUUUAAUCUGUUGGUGUGUAUACGGUGUUAAUGUUUCAUUUAAUGAACAUUAAUUUAUUGUGAUUUCCUCUAAUUCCCUUAAUUAAGGGACCAAUUUAAAGUAAUGCAGAAUAUCUUAAAUAUUACAAGUUUGUAUUGUAUUUUUUCUACUUUAGAACUAAUUCUUGAUCGAAGUUUUUUGUCAAUUGUAAUGUUUUGCCUAAAAUGUACUACUUCUUUUCAGAUUGUAUUUUUGGUACUUGCUACUGUAACUUACUCUUUUGCCUAAUUCGCUAAAAGUGUGUUAAUUGUUGUUGGGAAAGUUCCUGUACAGUAUUUUUAAUGUUUGUACAUUGUUGUAAUUUCACUGCCUCCUGCACAUUGAAUCAAUAUGAAAUGUUUGUAAUAGGUUCUGACAUUCAUUCAGGGAUCUAAGCGAAUAAGCAAGGGCAGUUUGAUGAGUGCAUACAAUUUCAGUAGGAUUAGAGAAAUGGUACUUAUUAUUAGUAAGUAGAAUUUCUUGGAAAAACUGAACUCAUUUGGAACUAAUUCACAAUGUUUAGCACUAUUUCCAGAAAAUUCAUUUCCAUAAACUUAUUCUAGUUCAAACGAAA